Knipowitschia caucasica is the source of this 312-nucleotide messenger RNA. The record is from the annotation of a GenBank genome assembly. NCBI's taxonomy places the organism in Eukaryota, Metazoa, Chordata, Actinopteri, Gobiiformes, Gobiidae.
AUGGUCUUUGCGCAGCGGAGCCACGACGACAUAGAGUUCCGGGUUCCAUCUGGGGGACAGCUUCCCACCUGCUCGACGACGGAAGUUUUGGAUGAGGACACGCUCCCCCGGCAACAGGGGCGCAAGCUUUGCCCUCCGGUCAUAACGUGUACGGUCAUUUUCUUGUCUCAGAGAGUGGCGGUCAGCGGUGGGCCCCAAACCUGUGGUCCAAUCUACCGGCAGCCUUGCAUGUCUCCCAAAUACCAAGUAGUGGGGGGUCAAACCGGUAGUUCCAUGGAGGGUGUUGUUAUAGGCCUGGACAAGUGCUGGUAA